GAGUCAGGGAAGAGCACAUUCCUGAGAAUGGCUCAGCCCGAACCAGAUGGGCCCUGGGGAGGCUGACAGGAGGGUCCGCCCUUCAGGACUCUGACUUCAGCAAGGCUUCCCCUGGAAUAGCUUCCUUUGAGGCCUCCGGUCAACCUUGGAGGCCCCGUCUGCCUUCAGGACCUUUGAGAGAGGAAGACAUGGGUGAAUUCUGACAAGGAGGCUUUCACAGUUGCAAAUGGGCUCCAUCCAACCAUCGUCUCCUCAGACACUGAGAAAAGUCCUGGCUGGCCCAGUGGCAGUUCGCUCUGCCUGAGGUAGAAUGGAGGGCUGGGGAAAGUUGAACUCUCCUUCGGAGAUGAAGCAAGAGCGGGAGCCAGGACUGAAUCAGGUGAGCGGGCUCCAACUUCCGAGCUCUGGCCACCUGCACAGGGGGACCCGGGAGUUGGGGAAGUGGCCACAGGCCCUUGCAGAGUUGACCCAUCUGGGGGGUUCCUUGAAGGCAGAAAUUCCCCCCAUGGGGGGUGGGCUGCAAAGCCCUGUCCAGGGCAGGGAGUGGACCGUGAUGGGGAAGACACUGCAGGAUCUGGCGGACUCUGAAAGAGGCCGGAGCAGCAGAGCAGCAGCGGAUGAAGCCUUUGACCCAGAGCCUGGAAACGCAAAGCUCUAGCUGAUUCCAAGGGGCCUGGAGCGAAAAGGUGCCCCGUUUUCUGGGGAUGCUCACUCUCCUGGCCUGGAACCCCUUGUCCCCUCCCCUCCCAAGAACCUGAUUGUUCCCUCCCCUCCCGAGAACCUGACCACCUCCUGGCUCCUGCCCCACCCUGGCCUCAUUCCGGAGACCUCGGAGGAGGUGGACAGAGGCAGCCCCCAGAGGAGGGGGCGGAUGUGCUCAGAGGCCUCAGCUCAGGCUGAGUGGGAAGCUGUGCUUUUCUUAGGAAUUUUCUCAUCCCUGAGUUCUUUCCAGCUCACUUCAUUUCUCUCCUCUCGGCCCAACCUGAGCUUUGGCCAUCUGCGCACUGAUCUGAGGCCAGGGGGAGGGAGGCCAGGAAGAGGAUGGACUCACUGGGGACUUAACUGUGCUGCAGGCUGCCUGGACUACUCCACUGUCUCUCAUUAACUCCCACAGUCCGAAGAGGCGGAUGCUAUUAGCGCCAUUUGACAGAUGAGAAAACUGAGGCUCAGGGAGAUAAAGGUGACUUGCCCCUAAGUGGCCGAGCAAGAAUUUCAGCUCUGGAUCAAAUGUUUUGUCCGCCCUACUGCCGCAGCCUCCCCCCGCCCCCCCGCUCCGCCGCACCCCCGCUUAAUUGAUAGACUAUAAUGGUAGAGCAGAUUUAGAUUUACAGAAAACCUGAACAGAAAGCACAGAAGGUUCCAAGGCACACACCGCCCUGGCAGGCCCCCCUGGUGGGUAAAUCUUGCACUUAGUGUAGUGUUUGCCGUACAACCUCUUCUCAGAGGUGCUGGUUCUCCAGCCCUGAACCACAGCUGAGAUUAGAACCUGAAUCUACCCCACGUACCAGUAUUGCAGGGUGGUGGGUCAGGGUUUGAAAGGGCCUGACUACCGUCCCUGGUGGGCUGUGAGAGUUUAAUCCAGAACGGGUCUUAAUCACACAAGAGCGUGUGUUCCAGGGAAGGGCUCGUCUAAUCUCCUCCAUCAUCCCGGAUCAAGUCUGGGAAGGCAGCCAAGCUGAACUCGGCUCUGUUGUCCCAGGAGGGGAGACUAGGACUAAUCCUCCUCCUGUCCUCUUGCCAGAACCUCCCUUCCAGGUUUGGGGUGGGAGAUACAAGGAAGGAGGAGGAGGAGGAGGAGGCUGACAGCAGCUGGAGGAGAGGGUCAAGGCCAGGCCCUGGGGUAGAGGUGAGGGCCUCAGAGGGCCUCUGAAGGCCCCUCAAGAGUGGCUGUUUUUCCUGAGGACCAGUGCCCUGGGCACAGGAACCAGUCAAUCAGCUAUGGGUCUGGACUUUUGGGGUCUGGCUGCUUCUACCACUUCCGUCCCCAUCCCUGUAUUUCCUCAAGUCUCCUUCCUUUGGGCCUACAGUCCCAGAUGCAGGAAUGCUCCAUCCCAACCCAAGGGGGUCUCUGACCCUGGGGAUAUUCCUAGUCUUUGACCCACUGCGUACACACACACACACACACACACACACGAGUGUUGCUUAUGUGCACCCAGCUCCAGCCUAUUCCUAGAGACGUGUGUAUGCACGUGCACCGACACAGGCCUCGUGUCCUUCCUCUCUCUGCCCCAGAGUCACACUGGUGCUACGAGAUUCAAGCCCAGGCCUCCAACUAUACUUGCUUGGGGCCUAGCCAGUGGGGUGAAGACUGCCAGAAGAGCCGCCAGUCCCCCAUCGACAUUGUCACUACAAAGGCACAGGUAGACCCAGACUUGGGACCCUUCUCCUUCUCUGGCUAUGACAAGAAGCAAAAGUGGAAAGUCCAGAACAAUGGGCAUUCAGUGAUGGUGCUGCUGGAGGGUGAGGCCUCCAUCGCUGGAGGAGGACUGGCUGCCCGGUACCGGGCCACACAGCUGCACCUGCACUGGUCCGAGAAGCCGGAUAGGGGCUCAGAGCAUACCCUCGAUGGCAGGCGCUUUGCCAUGGAGAUGCACAUAGUCCAUGAGAAAGAGAAGGGGACAUCGAGGAACGAGAAAGAGGCCCAGGGCCCCAAAGAUGAGAUUGCAGUGCUGGCCUUCUUGCUGGAGGCCGGAUCUGAGGAGAAUUAUGGUUUCCAGCCCCUGGUGGAGGCACUGGCUUAUGUCCCCAGACCCAAGAUGAACACCACGAUGAAAGAGAGCAUCAGCCUGUUCGACCUAAUCCCCAAGAAGGAGAAACUGAGGCAUUACUACCGCUACCUGGGCUCCCUCACCACUCCAGGCUGCCAGGAGACAGUUGUCUGGACCGUGUUCCAGGAGCGCAUUCAGCUCCGCAGGGAUCAGAUCUUCGCCUUCUCCAAGAAGCUGUACUAUGAUAAGGAGCAGACAUUGAGUAUGACAGAGAAUGUCAGACCCUUGCAGCCGCAGGGGCAGCGACACGUGUUCAAGUCUCGGGCCCCAGGACAGCUGCUGCCCUUGCCCUUGGCCACCAUUCUGGUCCCCACGCUCACCUGCCUGAUGACUGGCUUCCUCCGAUGAGCGAUCCCUUCUGGACACUUGACCUCUGCUCUCAGUGUGUAGAGGCCUGGGGCCUCUAUUCCUCAGGCUUCCUAGCAUGGAUUUUGAUGAUGAUUAAAGGGAUAUAUUUUUGGAGAAA
Neogale vison (American mink) is the source of this 3234-nucleotide messenger RNA. RefSeq names its product carbonic anhydrase 4 (gene CA4). Bases 2145 to 3116 code for a protein of 323 amino acids. Gene Ontology annotation, molecular function: carbonate dehydratase activity; zinc ion binding. Gene Ontology annotation, cellular component: plasma membrane. The record is from RefSeq and is a predicted model, not a curated record. NCBI's taxonomy places the organism in Eukaryota, Metazoa, Chordata, Mammalia, Carnivora, Mustelidae. The transcript has 7 exons.